Haliotis rufescens (red abalone) is the source of this 11714-nucleotide messenger RNA. Its product is annotated as deubiquitinase DESI2-like. Bases 392 to 928 code for a protein of 178 amino acids. The record is from RefSeq and is a predicted model, not a curated record. The transcript has 5 exons. Lineage: Eukaryota; Metazoa; Mollusca; Gastropoda; Lepetellida; Haliotidae. Gene Ontology annotation, molecular function: deubiquitinase activity. Gene Ontology annotation, biological process: protein deubiquitination.
UGUACAACUCCCACAGUAGAACAUUUCUCCCUUUUUUAUUGUUCACCAAUAUUACUCAUCCAUGUCACUCUUAUUUUUGACGUUUUGACAGAUAUGUAUCAUUUUUAGGGUAUAUUAUUGUCAAGAAGGAUAUAGUUAUGCUGAUAACCCAAUCAGCUGAUUGAAACUGGGAAAGGAUAUCGGAGGUGCCGUCUGGUUUUGACAGAUCAUCUCCAGCUUCAUUGGUGUGACCUCACUUGGCCGGGACCAUUUGUCCAACUGUAUGUGCAUGAACUUUUGCAGUUUAUGUACACACCUAGGCUUUGUGUGUGACCUUACCACACGUUUCUUCCAAUUGAUUAAAUGCAAAAGCGUCUAACUGGCUUUCCAACCAACAGUUGUGUGUACUGCUAUGGCGCAAGAGCCAGUUGUUGUGAAUGUGUAUGAUAUGUACUGGAUCAAUGAGUACACAUCAUCACUAGGCAUCGGCGUCUUCCAUUCAGGCAUAGAGGUAUAUGGGACAGAAUAUGCAUAUGGAGGACAUCCGUUUCCAUUUUCUGGUGUGUUUGAAAUCGCUCCAAAGGAUGCUGAUGACCUGGGGGAACAGUUCAAGUUCAAGGAAUCCAUUGUUUUAGGAUAUACUGACUUCACAGCUGAUGAAAUCAGGAAGUUAGUAGAACAGCUGGGGAAGGAGUUCCGUGGGGACCAGUAUCACUUACUCAAUAAAAACUGCAAUCAUUUUACUCAGUCUCUUACACAGAUCAUUUGUGGAAAGGAACUGCCCAGUUGGGUCAACAGGCUAGCAUAUAUGAGCUCUUGUAUUCCCUUCAUCGAGAAAGCAAUACCAAAGGAGUGGCUAACGCCAGCAGCUCUCCAGGCUGUCAUACCCGAACCCACUGAAGAGGAACAAAGGAAUGCCUCCCAACAAUCCUCAGCCAUGCGGAGGUGAUACGCAAAUGGGCAGCUUCUCACUGGUCAUGUCUGAUAUUACCAGAAUGGUCUGAAACUGCAUUUGCCUUCUGUGCCUUAUUUACAAGUCGGAGCAUGUAGAUACUUUACAUGGCCUUUCAAGGCCACGAUCAAGUAUUAUCAUCAGGGAUCAAUGCAAGAAAAAAUAUACUUCAGGUACUGUCAUGGUGCUUGUGCAUGCACAUGCAUUAAAGCAAAGGUGAAAAGAAUCUGGGUAGGUUGAAAUGUGGGUUGUGGACAGCAUGCUGAAAGCAGUCUUAAUACUGUGACUGUUGCUGAUGAAUGGUAUUAUUGUACAGUGAUGGUCACAUACUUGUAUUGGGGUUGUUUUUUGCAAGUGCGUUCACAACGCUAAUGUGAAGCUUUUGAAAUUAUCAUCCAUUACCUAUAGCAAAGGGUUUGUUUCCUUUUCAACAUGGUAUUGUUUUUGGAUGCUGUUAAAUUCUGUUGAUUUUAAAUGUUACAUUUCGAUCAGUUACUUAUUUAAAGUGCCAGUGUUAUUGAAGUUUAUUAAUCUUGUAAUAUCAAAUGUUAUUCUACGAAGCCAGUUUUUGAUCAUUAGUUUAACUUUGAUGAGUCAAAGGUAAAUGUUUACAUACUGUUGUGAAAUAAUUAGAUCGGUGGUAUGAUUUUAAUUUACCAUGAGUCAUUGAAUUUAGUUUUGAAUGUUUUUAUUUUAUAAUUCUAAAACUUGUUCGUUUGAUAACAUAAAAAUGGCUCAUAGUUUUUGUGACUGAAAAGUUUGAUGAAAGAUGGCUGAGAGGAGAUAUCUUUAAUAUGGUAUUAUGUACCAGAUACAUAGUGUUGUUUGGCCAAUGUCUUCCCAGCUGCUUGGCUUAUCAUUACUAUAAAGUGUACAGUAUGUAAAUAUUUUACCAUUUGAAAACACAGAUAAUAUUAAAACACAACCACUUUGCCAAAAGUUGCUUGUCACAGCACCACAGUACUGAAUUGCCUCUGCUAGCUUCACCAUUGACGUCUAUUUCAACCGACAUAGCAAUAAGCAUUUCCUUCCUGCUUCCUGCUGAGUCCAAGCACUUACAUUGCUUGUAGUCAGGUGUAAAGUAUGUGCAUGCUUUGAUAAGUAUCCCCAUCACUGUGACAUAUCUGACAUGGUCGGCACUGGUGUAUGAUUCAGUGAUGCCAGUCUCACCGUAAGUAAGGGGAGACAAUCCAUACCAUGUCAAAUGUUACACAGUAUAUGGCACAUAGGCUUUUGCUUCCUGCUUUGAGAUUAUACCUAGUCAUCCAGGAUGCCAAGAUAACGUCGCCAUUGAAUGGUGACGUUACUGUAUGGUUUUCAUGGGGCUUCCGGUUCCGCCAUGAAUGUUCGUAUGUUUAUGUAGGAGUGAAGAAUGUCUCAAACUUCAUGUUUUAACAUGCAAUGUUGCUUUAAGUUGCUACAUAUCACCACGUUUGUUUAAACACAUGUACCUGUAGUACCUCCUUGAACACUACUGAUAAUAUGUGUAGGAUCGACCAACUUCAGGGCUCAGAGUCAGUCAAAGAUUACAUAGGAAUCAUGAUGUUACAUCGAUGCAUUUAUUUUCAGUGAUUCUUACUGAGGAUCAUAUUUUUGGCUUCAUGCUGAUGGGCUAGUUGACACCAAUUGUUUUUAUUGUUUGUGAUAGCAGCCAUAACGACAUGUCGACAUGUAAACACACUGUUGCAUAUAAUUGAAGAUGUUUCCUAGAGGUUUUUAUAUGCUGUUAUUGCAACAAGAGCUGGUCCCACUUGCACAAAGUGAUCUUAGCGCUACGACUAUCGUAAGCCUAUGUUAAAGUAUGGGAGUUACGAUCAUCUUAGCGCUAAGAUCGUUUUGUGCAAGUGGGCCCUGAUGUCUCCAUUUCCUUGCAACUCGUGAAACAAUGGUGAAAGUGCCCCAGAACUCAAGACUUACAAAAUGAAUUCACUUAGGACAGAUAAUUCAUAAUUCCUAGUUGUUCUCAACUGUAAAUAUGAAGUUCUUUUCUGAAAUGACCAGGUCACCAGGAUUUCUAAGUUCACCAAGUGCUUUUCAAACUCAAAAGCCAGUGUAGAGUAAACUUGCCUGUAUCUAACUAUCUAGUUUUUGGCUUCCAUAAUGGCAUAUUGAGGCCAGAAAAAAUACAACUUUUGUUAAAUUUAUCAUGCUUAUUCAGGGUUGGGAUGGGUAAUUUGGGUACUGAGUAGGACCUGGGUACCUACAGGAAUACCCGGACCCAUGGUUACACUGCAAGUCACCAAUGUUCACAUCUCUUUCUGACUACGCACGCAUUAGUUCUGACUUUUAUAUGUUUGAAAAAAGAUAAAGCUUCAGUCAACUUUAGUGUAUGCAUGACCAGAUAAUUUAAUAGUGUACUUAAAUACUUUUUGCCCGGGAUCUGGUCAAACCUUUCCCAAUUGGACAUUUUGUACCCAUCUCUUGAGACCUACAGCGGGUACCCGGUUGGUGUCGGGUAGUAGGGGGCUGGGUACCGCACUACCCGGGUAGUGAAUUCUGACUCGUCCCAGCCUUAUUAUCAGUCAUAAAACUAAUAGGCAGGACUUCAAUUCCCAAAACCAAAUAUUUUGAUAAUCCUAAUAAGAAUUUUGUUCACCAUGUUCAUCAGGCAUGUUUUAAAUAACCAUCUGAUCUGAAGCAUUUUUUGGCUUUUCAGUACAUGGGUUAUGAUUAUCAAUAUAUCAUCCCUGUGAAUUGAGAUUAUAGUGACAUUAAGCCAUGUUGUGAGUGAACACCAAAGACAUCAAGCUCUGCAAUAUCCUCCGAAGGGUUUUGAUUAUAUUUGAUACUUACAGAAGGGAGAAACAUAAGAAUCUGAUAUCUUGAUUUUUUUUUUUGCUUUAUGAGUCUGUUGCAUCUACCAUAAUCUUUUUAGAAAAUAACAUCAUCAAAACAAUGAGUUCCCAUCAUUCCCGUGACCUAGUCAUAAGCACCCUGGAGGCCCAGCAAUACUUUCGUUUUUAUAGAAAUUUUGUAUAGAAAUUAUGAUUGCGAUUGUAUCAAACAAUCUGUUUUAGAAGUGUGUGAAUUUGUUUUUGAUGGUUAUGAUGGACAUGAUAUCAUUCAACUGAAAUGAAUAAUCACAUUGACAAUACACAUCAGGUCCACACUGUAACACUGUAGUAGAGACAGUCUACUUGUUGUAGACUCUGCCAUUACGGGAAAUCUUCAUGUGCUUAUAACAACCUCCUCUUGUCUGAGUAAGGACAUUUAAGAAUGUUGCAUUUGAAUUCUCUCUUUAUUAUCUCAUAACUUGAAAAUGUUAUUAUCUGAAUUUGACUGCAGUAGUGUUUGAAUCUUUUUGGGGGGGGGGAUGUGGUGGAUGGAGGGGGCACCUAUAUAAUGAAGUUUUUAUAUCAGGGUUGUGAUAAGGAAGAACCCUUUGACUCUCAUGCUUAAGUCUGAACACAAUAUAGAUUAUGCGCAUGUACUGAUUGAUUAAUUUUUUAACAACCCUUCUGUCAAGACCAAUUUCAUAUAAAUCCGAUAUGAUGUCUAUCUGCAUAAAGAACUGAGGACACCAGCAUAAGAGGUCGUGUCAGGUGAAGCCUGAGCUAACUUGUCUACCUGAGCAAAAUGAAGGAUGCAUGGGUUCUUGUGCCAAUAAGAUAUCGGCUUUCUUACCCCUUUGAUUUGGAAAUUUGGAUCUCUGCAAAAGAAGAGUGUCACAAAAACACAAAUAUAACAUUGAAAAUAAUCUUUCGGGUGUUGACACCAUGACAAUCACAAAUGACAAGAUGUGUUAAAUAUUAAAUCAUUUUCAAGAUGCAGAAAUCGGAGAUACUUGUCUGAAUAGAAAUUCACCAGAUACAAGCUGGUGUUCUCAGAUUUUCACAGAGAAAGGUAUCAUCAGAGUAAAGAUCUGAUUUAAAUGAGAAUGGAAGAUCAUAGGCCACAUAUCAGAAAUUAAUUUCCCAAGGGAUCAAUAUUAUUUAUGGUAAGCAACAUUGAGGUACCCUACCUUAUAGGAAUAAUACUCAUGCAAAUACUCCGAGAUUUCAUAGAUAUCCUUUUAAAUAAUUGUAUGAAGAACAAGAUAACUGUUUAUAAGAUAUAUUCUUUGUCACAUCCUUGAUUGUCCAGUGUAUAGUUUCUCCAUUCUAUAUUGAUAAAUGUCCUGGACUCAUUCUCCACCAUAGCUUUGUUUCGGAAGUGACGUCACCAUCUCCAUUGCUCCCAUCUCUAACUAAGCAAAGAAUUUCUUUCAUGCAAGAGAGUAAUUUGAUUGGAUAACUACUCGAAUUGGGCUGAAAGCGAAGUCAAGGUACCGAAUGGGUCAGGGUAUGUAGGAUAAAAAACUGGACGUAUAAUGCCCUGGAUAAUCGAGGAUGUCUUUCUCAUUGCUCAAAACUUCUAAAGAAUAACCUUCUUAUUCUAACAUUUAUGAGAAAAGUGAAACAAUAUUUGUGACAUUGUCAUUUCUAUGUUUUAUCCACGUAAUUUAAAUAUUGCCAGUCUUUGUUUGUGAUUUUACUACCAACCUGUUAUUGGUUUUAGUGCAAGCCUCAUCAUCCUCAUGGAUAUUUUAGUCUCUAUGAGAAAUUGUGAUUUUUAUCAAUGUGAUGUGUAUAAAUUCAUUUUUAGCCUGUUUAUUUGUUGAUGGCUGCUUCAAGUAUUUAAUCACUUUAGCUAACAACUGUGUCUUUUGAUUGAUAUUUCUUUUAAUUGUCUGUUAUAUCUAUUCUGUUGAUUGUUUCACACAGUAGAAGCCUAUGUAUGGGGGAGACAUGUUAUUGUCAACACAGUGGUAGCAACUGUACAUGGUUUAGUCAAUAUUCCAAAAUUUCAUGUAUAAAAGAAUGUUGUUGUUUUUUGUGUACAUACACACUAUAUUUGUGAUGUUCUACACGUACUGAGUAUCAGUUCAAUGCAGGAACACAAAUACAAAUACCUGGAGAUGAGUUUCCACCAUCGUCAACUUCAAACUGAACCUCAAAUAAAUAUAUAUAUAUAUAUAUAUAUAUACAUAUAUAUAUAUUUAUAAGGCAAGGCUUUUUUUCUUGAUUCUUUUACGGAUUCAGCUGAUGCUAAAUAUAAUAAAAGUAAAGCAAUAAUAAUCAAAUCAUUAAUUAAUGUGAACUUCGGUGUUAUCCACAGAAAAAAUGGUGCCUACAAUAUCUUAAACUGCAAGACAAAAGGUUACAAUACAGCAACAAUGGGACAAGCUUAACUAUCACUGCAAAUAUAGCAACUUAUUCAGAACAAAAAAAUAAUCUGAAGUAUCCUUUCAAAAGUGUUUUCCUUUACUGUGUCCAGAAUCUUGAUCAAUUAUCAUUUAAAAGAUUAAAAGUUGCGAAAAUAUGUUUUUCGAUUUUUGUAUGGAUAUCCUUUUAUCCAUUAAAGAUGGAGUUGGCGAGCAAAUCGAAACAGACUUGCAUUAUUUCUGUUUUUAAAUGUGACUUUUGUCUCCGCUCAGCAGAAUCCGUAAACCGAAAGACCAGGAGUUUGGCCUUAGCGCUAUGGUUAGGUUCAUGAAGUAUUCAUGAAGUAUUCUUUUCAAAGUGUAUGGGUAUUGGAGGUCAUAGUGCAGGUACUGUUUGGUGUACCGGUAAUAGGACGCUGGUCCUUGUGGAUGACUAAAACAUUUGAAGGCAUAAUUUGUGUCUUGCACAAAGAUCAGCAGCAUGGCUCAGCGACCCUACAACCUGUACAGUGUUGAAUGUGUGUUUUUGAAUUGUUUUAGUUUCUUCUUUCUAUAACAGUCUGGUAUCAUCAUAAUUAGCCUCUCAUGUCAGCCAUGAAAUGGAAGAGGUUCCAGACCCAGAGACUAGUGUGUAGGAAGAUGCAUUGAUAGCCAUUUGAUUCAGUGGUAAUACAAUCAGACUGGAAGAUUCUAACUAUGCAAUAAGAAACUCUUGCCUUGAAGAGUUGCACCAUUAGUUAUUAAAGGACAAUCUUUGUAUCAAAUCACAAUGUCAAGCAUCAUCACCUUCAAAGAAAAAUGGUUUGAUUGAUGUCAGUUCAGACUCCAUGAGGAUUCCGGGUUAGAAUGGGUCCCCAGCAACCAAUGCUGGCCAUAAAAGGCAAGUUCAUAGAUCGGGUGGUCAGGCUCAGUGACUUGAUUGAUAAUGUGUCAUCAUGCCCCGAAGGUGUGGGUCAUUGCUUAUAAUAUCAAUCACUGGUUUGUCUGGUCCAUUUUUCAUUUUUUUAUGGGCUGCUGCCAUUGCUGGAAUAUUGCUGAAUAUGGCAUUAACAAGAAACGAACCGAUCAGAGCAAUGGCAUCAGCAUGACCUGGUUUGAUGACUGUUUUUACUGUAUGUAAGCAUGUUGCACAUGGAGAAGUACAAUACACGAAGGAUGUUAAUGACUUUAAUAGGACAAUAAGGCAAUAAUCACAUAUAUCUGUGUCUUGAAAUGCAUACAUUUGGUUGCAAGAAGAAACACUUGUGGUCUGCAUCUGGAACUGCCUGUUGUGUCAUGUAUCUGUGUAGAUGCUCUUUCCUCAGAUUUGUGACUUAUUAGGUUUUGAGUUAAAUUAAACCUUUAAAGAUGCGUACUUUGCUGAAUGGCUGCAUCAUAUUUGAAGGUGCACAGAAAUAUAUCUAUGUCAUCCAAUUGGUACUUGAACAAAUGUCGAACAGUUUUGUUACAAAUACAAUAAACUUCCUAGCAACUUUCACAGCAGUGUUCAUGAUUUACCAAAUGAAACUGUCAGUUGUAGCAUAAUAAUUUGAUUAACAUUUCUACAUGUAUUACAGGAUGUUACGGAUCAGCAUUGCUAGUGAUUAGUCCGUAUUGUUUCAUGUUAAAUAAGCAAUCAGCUCUAUCAGAUGUGUAAAACAAACAUUAGUAUAUAGUACUCAAAACAAGUUAAAAACAGCCUGUUGUAUUCAUAUGACUAUAGUUAAUCUAUCAUGGCCAUCACACAUUAACUAUAGUCAUAUGACAAAACUGGGUGUUCUUUACCUUCUUUUGAGUAGCAUUUUAUUUAGUUUAAGUGAAUGUUGAUAUUGCUAAUUGUGAUCAGGGACCAGACAGCAAUCAUGAAGGCGAUAAUGUAGCUGCUGAAUAUAUAAUACUCAAAAGAAGUUAAGGAUCACCCGAUUCUUUCAUAUUGGUAAUGUUAAUCUGUCAUGGCAUGAGAGAUUAACUAUUGUAAUAUGAAAGAAUCAGGUGAUCCUUAACUUCUUUUGAGUAGUAUAUCUAUCAGUGUAUUCAUAAAUAGAGUGAGUGUUUGCUGUCUUUUGGUCAGAUCAGGGGAGAUCACCCAUCUUGCCCAACUUGGUCUCUUUUGGCGAAGACCAAGUCCUUAUAAGAACAUUUGUAGUCAGUGCAGGUAUCAUCUCUUUGUUGGUUAGUUGAUGUAAGUUGAUAGACUAAUGGUUCUGUUAUCUUCAUAGUCCAAGUUAGCAUUAUCAAUGUAAGUAACAAAUCUCAGUGAAAGCAUAUCAUUAACAGUAUAAGUAUAAUUUUGUGAAUGAGUUGCCAUUUGCCAUUUGAUCCAUAAAUUCAAAUUCUGUUACUGUAUUUAUAUAAGGAUUCAUCAUAUCUUUGUGACAUGGGGGCUCUGCUUCACAAUGGUAUAUUUACAUGAAGAAGUAUGUUUUAAUAUGAAAGAAAUCUGAUAGGAUUAAAUUUAUUUCCUAGUUUCAAAAACACAUCUCUGGUACAAAAGUGUCCAUGUUUUUGGCAGAUUUCACGGACUGCUGGAAAGUUCGCAUCAUUCAGCUUAUGAGUAUCAAUGGUCUGACAUUUGGUUGGAUGGUUUGCCCACUGCUCUGUCAAUAUUACUUGUGAUAUGCUCUCUGAAAACUUGUGAAUAAAAGGUGAAAUACAAGUGUUAUCUAUCCUAGAAUAACCCUGUUCAUUGAUGUAACCAACACCAGUGAUGGGGACAGGUACUUUCUUACAGGAUGGGAUCUAGAUUCUGUACCCAGAGUAUUCUGGUACCCUCCCAAUGUGAUCCAGCUGUCCAAAUAUGUACUGGUGUCAGAGAAAUAGAGAAAGAUCCAUUUUACUGCAACCUUCUAUUUUAUUGUCAGUUUACUUGUGACACAAAAUAAACAAAAGAUGCAUUUUACUGCAGCCUUUUUAUUUCAAAAAGGUAUAUCUCAUCUGAAAGAUGUUUUAGCUAUCAAUAUGGGAUGUGUCCAUGUUUAUUGAUGGUUGACACCAUACCCGUGCUCGUGGGUUUCACCAAAGUGGUAAACGUCUGAGACCUGCAUCACUUCGGGCUUUCCUCCCACAUUAAGCUGACGCGCCAUGAUAUAACUGGAAAACUGUUAAAAGCGGCGUUAAACCCAACUCACUCGCUCACUAUUGAUGGUUGCUUGACUUGUUAUUACAUGGUUGUCUACAAAUGGUGAAUAGCCAUCCUUUGGAUUAACAUUAUUUGUACCUGCCAAGGUGAUGCUGUUGGUGCUCAAUUGUAUCACAGCUAAUUUGCUUCAUUCCUAACAACAAGGUCUAAGGAAAAGUAGACACAAAUAUCCGUCAACUUCUAAGUAAUGCCUAUGAAACAGUUCAAGGUCUACCCUGCCAGCAUCCACUAUAAGUCUGAAUCCCAAAUAUGCUGUGAUUAUACUCCUUGUGUUGUCUGCACCAUACCUGUGCAACAUGAUAUCACAUGAGUUGUAAAUGUUUGCAACAUGUGACACUUUGUGGUUUCCUCCCUCAAUAAGCUCACAUGCUGUGAUGUACCCCAGGUAACAGAAUUACUUUCUUUUCAAGCAGCUUUAAAACCAAUACACUCACUCAUUACCAGGGAAAUGGCUCUGUUCUAUUUUUUACCCUUUGUCAUGCCAGAAUCUCAAGGUCACUGGUUUGCAUCUAAGAUUUGUCCUACUUAUCUGUUCUUGUUUAGUGAGCAUCUUGCCUGUGCUGGGUGGUAAGAUUCACGUCCAUGACCUACAUCACUUCAGGCUUUCCUGCCACAUUAAUCUGACAGGCUGUGAUAUAACAAAUGUUUUUUUCAAACCAGCAUUACACCCAACUACUCCUAGAUGUCAUUCAUAGGAUAGUUAAUAUUUUGGUUGAAUUUUACCUAUUGCGUGAUCAAUUCCAUGCCUUUCAUAGACAAUGAGUGUCUUAUGGCUGUAGUUUCUUUACACAAUGAAGGCAUUUGAAUGCAAAUAGAUGUUACACAGGUCAGUCUUUCUUCCACAGAGUAGGGGCGGUCGGGUAGCCUAGUGGUUAAAGCGUUCGCUUGUCACGCUGAAGACCCGGGUUCGAUUCCCGACAUGGGUACAAUGUGUGAAGCCCAUUUCUGGUGUCCCCCGCCGUGAUAUUGCUGGAAUAUUGCUAAAUGCGGCGUAAAACCAUACUCCCUCACUCACUCACACUUCCACAGAGUCGGUGAAGAAUUCACAUGUAGCUUUUGGGCUGCUAUGUCAAUGACACUCUACAAGAACAUCUCUUCUUUUUGGAUGAACCUCAGAUUCCUCCAUCCACCAACCCUAUCAUAAAUUACCAUCUCCAAACCACAAUGUCAUUCUCGACACCUUGUUACAUAGUAAUGUAUUUACUUGGUAGUCUCGUUACCUGCAUGUUCUGUUGUGUAGGUUUACAAGGCUCCACUUGUGCUGUCUUUGGUAGGUAAGCUUAUGCAUUGUAUAUACUGUUUGUAAAAGAAAUGACUAUUAAUCCAUGACAUCUUUCAAUUCAGCAAUCUGUACAAAAGAUAUUGGCAGAUGUGACGUGUAUAUUUAACAUUUUGUAGAUAUUCAUGUAUUUUUACUAGAGUUGCAUCUGGCAACUUGUCAUAUUCAAAUUACCAUUUUAUUUUACAGAUAGAGGAAUAAACAUAUUUUUGUAUAAGUUGAACUUUACAGAUUCUAAACUUUAAACUGAAUAUGUUUGGUUAAUUGGUUUCCUGACGAAUCCAAUAAUAUUCAUGAAUAAGUAUGUUUACAUACAGUUUCUUUCACUUUCUCAAGUUCUUCAUCACCAUAAUUUGUUUGGUUUUUGUCUUGGUGUUUUUUCAUCAGAUAUGUAUUUUUUUUUUCUGGAGAUAUAAUUAGUUCUAAUUCAGGGGUCAUUAUGUAACCUCAAAUGUAAUUUAAAUUUGUCUUGAUCAUAUAGAUGUUAAUUUAUUCAUAUAGUUUGCUAAAUCUGCAUAUUCACAUAAAGGUAUCUGGAAGAAAUGUGUAAAAUUAUGAUUUUGCAUUGGCUUGUGUUAUUAAAGUCCACUUAUGUUGGAUUUAUUUUGUGAAGAUCUAUGAGUAGCAUAUUAUAUUUUGUUUCUUUUAUUUUGUUGUUGAAAUUUUACCAACAAUUUACAUCACUUUUGUACAUGGAAUUUAUCAAAGAUUUUUGUAUUGUUCACCUUUUUUUAUCAAGUCAUCUAAAAGCAUAUCGUUUCUUAUUUACUGUUCACGGUCAGAUUGAUGAUAGAAACCCCAUUAGCAAUUACAGUCUUUUUCAGUUCUGCAGCAUGGACAAUUCCUAGCAUUUGAAAAGUACAAACACAUUGUUUAUGACAGUUAGCAUGUCAGUUCACACAGUAAAUAUGUAAAUGAUGUAUAAUGUGUUUAUUAGUGGUACUACCCAAGUAUGACUGCAUUUGAUUAACACAUACAAGAAUGUUGUUUUCCUCAAGUAUUGUAUGGGCCAUGUGAUUCCAUCAGAAUGUCAUGUGUAGAUACUGCAUGUGUUGACAGUACAUCUGUAUAUUAUCUUCAUACUACAUAUGUGACAUAUGUACCAUGUUGCUCAGUAAAACAUGUAAGUUUUAUUCAGAACUCUGCUGACUAGAUGACAAUGUAUGAUGGUUUACCUUCCAUUUGUGUGUACAAUACUUAUCCUUGUCAUAUGAGAAGUGCAAAAUAAAUGAGAUUACUUCAA